AAAAACAGCCUUAACUCAUCUCGCCGGAGACGACCCAUCCUCAGCCCAGGUGGAUGAAGAUGCCAUUGUCUAUUACCAUCCUAUAUUGCCAGGGCUUCUCAUCGUUCCUAACCUCAUACCACCAAGGAUCCAGAGGACUUUGCUGUCCCGUCUCAUUCACAGAGACCUCAGUCAACCUCACAACCAGACAAACAUGCAUCUACAUUACGACCUGCCCUACCCAAAACACGACAUGACAGAUGAGCCCGUAUCAUUCUUCACCUAUCCGCCGGACUCAGACACCAAGUUUAUCCCCAAAGAUCCUUGCGUGCACAAGCCCCUCUCCAUCAAGCAGGUCAUGGAGCGGAAGCUGCACUGGAUCACACUGGGGGGCCAGUACGACUGGACAAAUCGUGUGUAUCCAGGCGAGAGGCCUCCCGAGUUCCCUCGUGAUGUCGCGGGCCUGCUUGAGACACUGUUUCCCGAGACGUUGGCCCAGGCGGCCAUUGUGAACUUCUACACGCCGGGAGACACUAUGAUGAUGCACCGGGAUGUGUCCGAGGAGACGGACAAGGGACUGGUGAGCCUGAGUAUGGGAUGUGACGCGCUCUUCAUGAUUGCACCUAAUGAUGUCGGCAAGAUGUCAGAAGAAGACCGUCCUGGCCAUGGCGAAAAGGAGCAUCUACUGCUGCGGAUCAGAUCAGGCGAUGCUAUCUACAUGACGCAGGAAGCCCGCUACGCAUGGCACGGCGUACCUAAGGUGCUGAAAGGGACAUGUCCCGACUAUCUCGAGGACUGGCCGGCCGAAGACGGCAAGUAUGAGGAGUGGCAGGGCUGGAUGAAGAACAAGAGAAUCAACUUGAACGUGAGGCAGAUGAGGGACUGUUGAGCGCCCACUGGAAGCGGUCGAACCUCCGAACUGGACCUUUGCGAUUAAGGAGAGGUAGGAACCGCAACAAGUCCCAGAGACACGAGUGACAUGCGGUCAACCAUACAUAGGAACAGCCGAAUCAUGGAACCCCUGUGGCCGUCUAAUGCGACAUGCGAAGUCUUUU
Cryphonectria parasitica EP155 is the source of this 1034-nucleotide messenger RNA. RefSeq lists its product as uncharacterized. The record is from RefSeq and is a predicted model, not a curated record. The transcript is spliced from 3 exons. Lineage: Eukaryota; Fungi; Ascomycota; Sordariomycetes; Diaporthales; Cryphonectriaceae. Bases 194 to 868 code for a protein of 224 amino acids. Gene Ontology annotation, cellular component: nucleus; cytoplasm.